Molecule: messenger RNA, 1551 nt
Organism: Aspergillus costaricaensis CBS 115574
Lineage: Eukaryota; Fungi; Ascomycota; Eurotiomycetes; Eurotiales; Aspergillaceae
Product: carotenoid oxygenase family protein
Exons: 4
Coding region: 1-1551 (516 amino acids)
Biological process (GO): carotene catabolic process
Molecular function (GO): carotenoid dioxygenase activity
Source: RefSeq, a predicted model, not a curated record
AUGGCAGGUCAGCGAAAGAAUUUGUAUCUCCUCGGGAACUUUGCGCCCAUUCAGACCACAGUGUCUGACAUUACCUGUGAUGUGAAGGGCUCGAUACCCGAAGAGUUCUAUGGUGGUCAAUAUGUUCGGAAUGGAAGUAACCCGCUUAAAGAUGACACAAAGCACGAUAUCCACUGGUUCGACGGCGAUGGCAUGCUCACUGGCGUUUUCUUUAGGCGGGAUCCAGAUACACCAGGGGCACAGCCGGUUUUCUCUAAUCAGUAUAUCGUGACAGAUGUUUACAGUGCCCGUAAAAAGUCCCCAUGGAUCUACCCCGUCAUUCCUGGUAUGAACACCAUGAUUGAUCCCAAAUCAUCAUCGGUCAAAAUAGCAAUGAGCAUCGUACGCACAGCAGCGAUAGUGACUGCAUCGAUCUGGGGUUGGAUCGCCCGUCCAAUUAAAAGAAUAGGUACCGCCAAUACAAGCCUCUUUCAUCACGAUGGCCGAGUCCUUGCCACUAAUGAAAUCGGGCCUCCCAUGCGGGUUUUUCUUCCCUCAUUGAAAACAGUUGGCUGGUUUACCGGAAGCCAGGCUGAAGGCGAGUCAGAUCAGGAGGAUCCAUCAAUGCCCUAUUUCGGUGCUCCUGGUCUUGAAGGGGUGUACAAAGAAAUGACUACGGCUCAUCCCCGUGUGGAUCGCGAGACAGGAGAACUCAUAUUGUUCCAUUCCACGUUUCUCCCGCCUUAUAUCAAUUACUCAAUUGUGCCGCAAGGCGUCCCUACCAACGCCACCCCGGCUUUGAACCAGGCUGUGCCGGGAUUGAAAUCAGGGAAGCUGAUGCACGAUUUUGGAGUGUCUCACAGGCACACCGUACUUAUUGAUACACCUGUUUCGUUGGAUCCCUACAGGCUUCGCCAUGGUAGACCAGCGGUCGAGUACGACCCCGUAGGCCAUACACGCCUUGGGGUUUUUCCACGACACUCACCAGAUAGGCAAUGGGCUCUGUCCGUGAUCCCGUUUGAGUUUCCUCAUGUCCCUGAACAUUUGCAAAUGAGUGCAACAAAGUAUGUCUACGGCUGUUCGAUGAGGGAAGGAAACUUUGCGACCAGGCAUAACAGCUGCUACAAGAUAGAUAGCUUGGUGAAGGUCAACGUGGAGUCAAUUCUCCGGAAGGGGCUUGAUAAUCCACCAUCCCAGGUUCAUGGAUGUGUUGAUACUCGCUCUAUCCACGAGAUCAUCAACUCCCAGGAUCCGCAUGAUCCCAUCCAAGUCUUUGCUCUGCCUCCAAGGCAUUACGCACAGGAAUGCUCAUUCGUGCCUCGCAAGGAUGGUGUCUCUGAGGAUGAUGGAUGGCUCGUUACGUACGUCUUUGACGAAGCUUGGCUGGACGACAGUGGGGUUCCUCUACCUGAUGCACACAGCGAGUUGUGGAUCAUUGAUGCGGUGAGCAUGAAGGAAGUUGUUGGCCGGGUGAUCUUGCCACAACGGGUUCCAUAUGGGAUGCAUGGAAACUGGUUCUCGGAGGAAGAGAUCUUGAACCAAAGAGGGGUCCAUCAUUAUCGCAAUGAGUAG